Populus euphratica (Euphrates poplar) is the source of this 2576-nucleotide messenger RNA. RefSeq lists its product as uncharacterized. Gene Ontology annotation, molecular function: RNA binding. The record is from RefSeq and is a predicted model, not a curated record. NCBI's taxonomy places the organism in Eukaryota, Viridiplantae, Streptophyta, Magnoliopsida, Malpighiales, Salicaceae. Bases 90 to 2054 code for a protein of 654 amino acids. The transcript has 12 exons.
UUUUUAUGGUUAGAACAGAAAAAUGGAUAUGGUUAGUGUUUAUACUUUGACAUUCUAUUGGUAUAACAGAGGAAGUUAAGAGGGAGAAUAUGGAAAGACGUGAAGUGGAAGAAGUGAGCAAUGAAGUUGAAGAGCGUCAAGAUCUGCGAUUUAAGGUCUUUGUUGGAGGUUUAGAUAAAUAUGCUAAGGAGGAGGAUCUCAGGAAGGUUUUUGGUGGGGUGGAGGAGGUGACUAAAGUGAGACUAAGUUGGGACUCCGAAUCCAAAAAGAGGGUUGCUUUCUUGACGUUUGCAACUGUUGAGCUGGCCCGUCGUGCUAUCUGUGAAAUUUCAGAUCCAGUGAUUAAUGACAAGAGAUGUUGGACAGCUCAAAUCCAAGAUGGCAGUAAAACUCUCUACGUUCCGAAUAUAUGCAAGGAAUGGACGAAGGAUGAUCUGGAAGACAAGCUUGCAGAAUAUGGUGUUAAAAACUAUGAUGUCUUGACCUUGAAUCCUGCUAGAGAAAACAAGGAGAAGAACCGGGGAUAUGCUCAUCUGGAUUUCCGUUCCAGAAAAGAUGCAUCGGAAGCUCUUGAACUCUUGAAAAAGGAGAACGUUUCAUUUGGUCAGAAUCGAGCUGCCAAGGCUGAUUUUUCACGCAAAUAUGUUAGUGGGAAUGACGAAAUUAUGUCACAUGUGAAAGCGUGGGCAGAUUUAGCAAAACCGCGAGUGAGAAUUCCUUCAGAAGGUACUGCUCAAGCCAGUAGUUCUGUUGCGCAGGAAAUUGGCCGGGGAAACGAAGUUCAACAGGAUUCUCAUCGCUCUCACACAGAUGCUCCUAGUGCUAUAGAUCCUAGUGAGAGAAGUGAGGUGAGAAUUCCUUCAGAAGGUACUGCUCAAGCCAGUAGUUCUGUUGCGCAGGAAAUUGGCCGGGGAAACGAAGUUCAACAGGAUUCUCAUCGCUCUCACACAGAUGCUCCUAGUGCUAUAGAUCAUAGUGAGAGAAGUGAGGUGAGAAUUCCUUCAGAAGGUACUGCUCAAGCCAGUAGUUCUGUUGCGCAGGAAAUUGGCCGGGGAAACGAAGUUCAACAGGAUUCUCAUCGCUUUCACACAGAUGCUCAUAGUGCUAUAGAUCGUAGUGAGAGAAGCGAGACAAGUUGUAAACCAUAUAAUGGUGGUCCUAGAGAAUCAUCUAGCCCUGGAGAUAGAAAUGCAGUAUCCCAUAGUGUCGGAAGGAAAAAGCAGUUUCCUUCGCCGGAGAGAUUAAAUACUGGAAGACCUUCUGUUCCAUCUCAAGGAAUUACUCGAGCUGCUGCUCAUAGACCUUCUCGUCACAAUGACUACAUUUAUGAAAGAAAUACCGAACAGCCUUCAAACUAUUAUGAAAGUCAUAUCUGUUCUAAACGUCCUCAUUCUGCUGUGGAGGAAGUUUGCCCUCGCAGUACUGAACCUUUCGUUCAACGAACAAGAGCUCGUGUUGAUCACGAGAAUUCUUCUAGAAAUUAUUCACAAUGGAAGGAGCAUAGUUCUCGAAUUGGCUAUGGAGGACAAGGGGAUGCUCACAGACCUUCUCGUCACAAUGACUGCAUUUAUGAAAGAAAUACCAAACAGCCUUCAAACUAUUAUGAAAGUCAUAGCCGUGAUUACAAUUACACUUCUGGUUCUAUACGUCCUCAUUCUUCAAUGGAGGAAGUUCGCCCUCGCAGUACUGAACCUUUCGUUCAACGAUCAAGAGCUCGUGUUGAUCACGAGAAUUCUUCUAGAAAUUAUUCACAAUGGCAGGAGCAAAGUUCUCGAACUGGCUUUGGCGAAGGUGCUAGUACCUCUGCCAGGAAUUAUAGUGGACUCUCUGACACUAGAACAUCAACUGUGGCAUCCAGGGGAUGCGAGCUUGAUAGAGGGGAUGAUCGGAGGAUGCCUUCUAGAUAUGGCCAGGAUUACACAUCCAGGGAUCAUCCGCGCUCUGCGUCAGAUGAUGCACAUGAAGAAUCACACCGAUCUGAUUACCAUCACAGUCGUGUGAAAGAUGGUGGCUCAAGCAGCAGAAGAGCUUCACGCAAAUAUCACAAAGGAUGACUGGUGCAGCACCAUAAGGCACUCUUAACUAAUUCAGGGUUGAAUUAGGCUCGCGGCAUUUAUUACUUGGAGACCUUCAGAAAAGUUUUAGCCAUUCAGAUUUUGAACUGAUUGUGCUAUCACGUAAUAUAAUGUUCACUAAAGUGGUCUGAUAGAGAUGGACAACGUGUGUUUUGCAUAUAGUCAGAUUAGGAGAUGUUCUAAAGCCUAUUUUUUAAUAACGCUAGCUGAUCGUAAGGUAAUGGAUAUUCUCGCUCUAUGGUUCAUAGAAUGCCUCACAUCAGGUCAGAUCUGUUGAAAAAAGCUCACUGCUUGGGUUACACCUGCAUUUUCUUUUUGCAUUACUUAAUGGAAAAGUAAAUGACGCAGUUCCAUUCAAAGGAGUUCUUCGAUUUUCGCGAUCGGGUUAUUGGUGACAUAUUGACAGGGUUUCUUGUUUCUUCAACUAGAAAUUUGGAUCAGUGUUUGCAGAUGUUUGAACCAAUGAAAAGUUAUGCAAAAAUGAACUCCUCAGAACUUGGA